AGUCCAACAAGUGGAUGGGAAGACCUGAGAAAUGUUUGAGCAAUCUACUGCAACACCUGCAAAACAAGUUUCAGUAAAGCUUUGUACACCAAACGUUGCGGGCAGAACUCUUUGACAACGCAUAGUCGCACAUAUUUUUGAGAGACGUAUAAACAUAUAUUGAAACAACAACUAUUUGUUUGGUUUACUCUAUAAGAAAAAAAUGAAAUUUCUUCAAAUUUCUACUUUACUUACUUUUGCGUUACUUACUUGCGUCGUCUCACUAACAAACGCCGCGGUAAUUUGUAUCGAUGAAUCAUCUUUGGAUAAAGUACACGAUGGAAAAGUCAACGAACGCCAAAGUAAUGAAGAUGGAAUUACGCUAAAUUCCACCGAUUUAAGCACUGCUGCUACUAAUGGCACACAACACGGUCAGAGUCAGGUUACACAGUUUCUACAGACGGUGCAGGAUACACUGGAGAAGGCCAAACCUUGGGUAUUUGAAAUGGAGAAAGAGGCAAAACGGUUGGAAGAGACCGCUAAACGUUUCGGCGAAGGAGUUAUACGCGGCCUGGGUAAAUUUGUUGAUCGCUUGAUUGGUACAGCCAAUGGUAAUGGUAGUGGCAGUGGCAGUGGCAGUGGUGCGGCAAAGCCGAACAGCGGUGACGAGCCCUCAACCACCAAUCCUUUAGAAACUACCAAUACGGAUGAGAAACAAUCUGAUAUGGCGACUUCAACAGCGUCAGCUGUUGCUGUUGCUGAAGUUGCGGUUGAAGCUGCUGCGGCUGCGGCUGCGGCCGAUGCAGGUGCGGUUGAUGAUGCAGAGAAUGAAAUUUCUGGACAACAAGACGAUAGUACACUUUGCCCCGACGGCUUUGUAGCUGAUGCAAAUGGAAUCUGUCUGCGUAAUCAUAAAUGAGGCGAUGAGCUAAAUUCUUCUUAAAUGCGUAUAUAUGUACAUAUGUAUGUAUGUAUGUAUGUAGCACUUAAAAGCGAAUUAAAUGAAAUGGUUUAUGCAAAAUGUAUGGCAGAUUUUGUUUAAAGAAUAAGUAAAUGGUUAAUUUAACCUUAGUGAAAAUAUAGAAAGUGUCAUUUAGAUUUACCGCAGAAAAA
This is a messenger RNA of Ceratitis capitata (Mediterranean fruit fly), 1092 nucleotides long. RefSeq lists its product as uncharacterized. The record is from RefSeq and is a predicted model, not a curated record. NCBI's taxonomy places the organism in Eukaryota, Metazoa, Arthropoda, Insecta, Diptera, Tephritidae. The coding region runs from base 203 to 898 and encodes 231 amino acids. The transcript has a single exon.